CAAUGGGUAGCUCUGGAAUUACAAGCCUCAUAAAUCUGCUUAUUACUAAUAUCGACGUGCUUGCUUGGCCUGUGGUUUCUCUGGUGUAUCCUCUGUAUGCGUCGAUUAGGGAAAUUGAGAUGAAGACGGGAGAUGAUGUUCAGCAAUGGCUAACUUAUUGGGUUCUUUACUCUAUGAUCAGUUUUUUGGAGGACACUUUUGUCACACUUGUUGAAUGGUUGACGUUUUGGCCAUAUGCAAAGCUAAUGUUGAGCUGCUGGUUGGUGUACUGCAAUGGAGCUGCCUAUGUCUACCAACACUAUGUAAGGCCUUGCGUUGUUAUAAUUCCUCCUCCUCCUCCUCCUCCUCCGGAGCCAGUUCAGGUCUCGAAAAUCCCAAGAAGGAAACGCGGUUCCAGCAAGCUCGCCUAUUUCACUCAAAAUGGAUUGGAAAAGAUGAUGCAUAAGGAAAAGCUGAGGAAAGCACCAAGAUGAUUACAUGCACUGAUCUAUGGUAGGAGAGGAGGACUCUGAUGUAGCUGCUCACUUGUUCAUACUAAUU
Molecule: messenger RNA, 540 nt
Organism: Salvia splendens (bonfire salvia)
Lineage: Eukaryota; Viridiplantae; Streptophyta; Magnoliopsida; Lamiales; Lamiaceae
Product: HVA22-like protein a
Exons: 5
Coding region: 3-473 (156 amino acids)
Source: RefSeq, a predicted model, not a curated record